UUAUCUUCUCCCCGAUUCCUCCUCCGAAAGCAUCGCCACGCGCAUCUCCUUUUUCACUCCUCUCUUUGCACCCGCCCCGCCGUCGCCGUGCCUAGAGUAAAACCCCAUCCUCAAAAUCCAAUCUUUUCCAUGGAUGUUUAAUCCGAGUUCCAUUUUUUUUUUUUUGGCCCCCCUUGCUUCCUUCGAUUGCCGCCGUGGUGAUGAUGACGACGAUUAUCAAUCUCUUCUGCGUCUUCAUCUGCACUGCGGCGUCGCUUUUCCUGCUCCGUCUUCUUUUCCGGAAGACGGGUCCUUUCCAUCUCGUGAAGCGAUGGUGGAGAUCGACCCAGGAUUGGUUCUACGUCUACCAGGUCCUCAAAGUCCCCGAGUCCAACGACGCCAUGCAAGAGAACCCCCUCUAUCGCAGAGUCUCCGCCUACCUCAACUCUCUCCCUUCCUUGGAGGAGUCCGAUUUCACCAACCUCUUCUCCGGCAAGAAGCCCAACGACAUCCUCCUCCACCUCGACGCGAAUCAGACCAUCGAGGACGUCUUCCUGGGCGCCAGGCUCUCCUGGACCAACGACCAGAGAGGCGAUCGGAGGGCCUUCGUUUUGAGGAUCAGAAGGGCCGAUAAAAGAAGCAUCUUGCGCCCGUACCUCCAGCACAUCCACGCCGUGUCCGACGAGAUCGACCGGAAAAAACGAGACUUGAAGCUCCACAUAAACGUCGACGAGGUCGUCAACGACAGGGGGUCGGGGAGAUGGAGAUCCGUCCCGUUCACGCACCCUUCGACUCUGGACACCAUCGCCAUGGAGCCCGACCUCAAGGACAAGGUGAAGUCCGAUCUCGAUUCCUUCCUCAAAGCCAAGCAAUAUUAUCACCGUCUAGGCCGCGUUUGGAAACGGAGCUUCCUCUUGUACGGGCCUUCCGGUACCGGGAAAUCGAGCUUCGUGGCUGCCAUGGCUAAUUUUCUAUGCUACGAUGUCUACGACGUCGAUCUGUCCAAGGUGAAGGACGACUCGGAUCUCAAGACGCUCUUGAUGGAAACCAACGCCAAGUCCGUGGUCGUCAUGGAAGACCUGGACCGGUUUUUGGCGCACAAUUCGACAGCUCUGAGUGUGUCUGGCAUAUUGAAUUUCAUGGAUGGCAUAUUGAGUUCGUGCUGCGCCGAGGAGAGAAUCAUGGUGUUCACGAUGAACAGUAAGGAACACGUCGAUCCUGCUAUACUGAGGCCGGGUCGCGUCGAUGUUCACAUACACUUCCCGCUGUGCGAUUUUUCGGCAUUCAAGACCUUAGCUAAUAGUUACUUAGGGGUCAAGGAUCACAAGCUUUUCCCUCAGGUGGAAGAGAUUUUCCAGGGUGGAGCCAGUUUGAGCCCUGCCGAGAUUGGUGAGCUGAUGAUCGUGAACAGGAAUUCCCCAAGCCGCGCUCUCAAGUCGGUCAUCACCGCCUUACAGACCGACGGCACUGUCAAAAUUGGACGGCGGAUAUCCACAGACGGGUCGAGGAAGCCGGGGGACGGAUCGCCCGAUUCAAGUGGCGUGUUCCUCAAGGAUAGCAGCGCGAUGAAAGAUCUGAGGAAACUGUAUGGCCUGCUGAGGAUGAAAAGCACCAGAAAGUCUCCAUCUUUCGACGAGGCUUCAGGGCAAAAGGAUGGAUGAAACAAUUCUUUUCAGGACAAAAACGAUUUCAUUCUUUGUUUGUAAUGGGCCGCAAUAACGAUGGAUCUCCUAGUCCAUGUUCCUGCAAGGGGACUCAAGGAAAUCGCUGGCCAGAGAGUUCUGGGAAACCCAGAGCUCUCGAAGGGAGCCGAGAAUACAGUUGAGAAGCUGCUUCUUCCAUUCUCCCAACGCAUGCAGUUACUGAUCCAUUACACGAAGUUCAAUUAGGAGCUUUCUUGCUUUUACAACAGAAAAUCAACCUUUCAUAUGGCUCUCUGUCUUUUGGGUUUUUGCCCCCCCUUUCUCCUUUGCGCCUUUGAAUUGUUUGGAGGAUUCUUUGGUUGGGUCAGUUCACUUUGUGACUUGUCCUUAGGGGGCAUGUAAAUACAGGACCAUACAAUUGCACAGUUGUUUCAUUCUUAAAUACAGCUUUGGAUUUGAUGUUGCAGCUUGAGGGAAAAAAAAAAAAAAGAGUUAGAAUAUGAGGACAGAAUCGAAAGCAGUUGGCAGGCGGCACUCUGUAAAAGUGGCAAACGAGUGAAGGUGUCAUCCUUGACCCCCCCUUUUUUUUUUUCAUUUAGAGGAAAAGACAACAGACGAAGAAUCAAAACAGAGCUUAGUUUACGUUAACCGGGUUCAUAAAUAAUUUCUAGAGGGAGAAGCGGAUCUGGUAAUCAGUAGUAAAUUAAGAGUCACGUGGUGUGGUGUGGUGGGAGUGAAGAGUCUGUGCAAAUGGAAAAGAAAAAGAAGAGAUCAGUAUCGUCCGUCAUUUUUAUAAUGAAGCAGCAGAUGUUUUGGGGAAUCGAAUUAUGAU
Molecule: messenger RNA, 2454 nt
Organism: Rhodamnia argentea
Lineage: Eukaryota; Viridiplantae; Streptophyta; Magnoliopsida; Myrtales; Myrtaceae
Product: AAA-ATPase At2g46620
Exons: 2
Coding region: 201-1640 (479 amino acids)
Molecular function (GO): ATP hydrolysis activity; ATP binding
Source: RefSeq, a predicted model, not a curated record